AACCUCCCCACGGAUCAAAUAAACCGCAUCGUGAACGCCAUGUGGAUAGCGCGCCUGGUCCGGAUGUUGCGGAUCGUCAAAGUCACCAAGUACUCGGGGGACAUGCAGCUUUUCUGGAAAGCAAUGACCAACAGCAUGACGGCCAUCAUCCUGUUCUUCUUCAUGACGACCGUGCUGAUGCUGCUCUUCUCCUGCGUGGUUUACUACACGGAGAUUGACGACCCGGACACCAAAUUCACCAGCAUCCCAGAAACCUUCUGGUGGGCCAUCGUGACCAUGAUCAACAUCGGGUACGGCGACUACUACCCGCGCACUAUUGUAGGGAAGAUCGUCGGUUCCGUCGCCGCUAUAGCCGGUAUCGUAGCCCUCUGUUUGGGGAUACCCGAGUUUAUGGAGUGUUAUAUUCACCUGUACGAGGCCGCCAGGUAUCACAAGAGGUACUCGCAACGGAAGAACUUUGACAUGGCCUCGUCCAAGUUCGGCGCGAUAGGAAGUUCGAAGUCGCGCCGUCGCAACUUGAGCAGGAACAGGGACAAGAACAGGACGUUUAAACUGGUUCUCUGAGGACAAGAAACCAAAGAUCUCAUACUACUAAUAGUACUGUCAGUCAGUCCAUAGACUAUGACAAAGACUGUGCAAGAAACAAUGAGAAAAAAUAACAAGAAAACAUGCUCAGCAAAA
Messenger RNA from Branchiostoma floridae (Florida lancelet), 681 nucleotides. Its product is annotated as shaker-related potassium channel tsha2-like. The transcript is spliced from 2 exons. Gene Ontology annotation, cellular component: voltage-gated potassium channel complex; membrane. Gene Ontology annotation, molecular function: delayed rectifier potassium channel activity. Bases 40 to 564 code for a protein of 174 amino acids. The record is from RefSeq and is a predicted model, not a curated record. Gene Ontology annotation, biological process: potassium ion transmembrane transport. Lineage: Eukaryota; Metazoa; Chordata; Leptocardii; Amphioxiformes; Branchiostomatidae.